CAGUGAUUACACAUGCAGUGUGUCGGAUUGUACAAAAUACUCUAGAAAUUGCAUGUGACAUGUAUUUAUAGCUAGUUGAAAAUAGUUGAAAAUAGUUGUCCAUUUUUAGAAGUUUAAUUAUUCUUAUGGCACAAAGGUGUUGGACUAGCUGUGUAGCUAUAAUUAUUAUUUGAUGUGUAUUAGUACAUGGCGAGAGAUUUAGUAUAGAAAUGAGGACACUCAAAUAAGAAUUGGAUUUAACUGGAACGCUAGUGUCGCCAUGAUUUCUGCUGGGUGUGUCUUGAAACCUGGAGUCUACACAAUCACAGGACUGGGGGAUACUUUACUUGUCCAUUGACCCCCUCUCCUUCGUAGCCGUUUAACCGGUUCAGGGCUCAGGAGAAGGCCAACACGACAGUGGAGAGGUCCAGAGAAGACAUGGAGGCUGCCUAUGUUAAGAAAGCUACAGAGGACCUUCAGUCGCACACUAAGAGAUUCCAGCAUUAUUAUGACAGAUACAACAAUCAUCUACACAGUCUGGAUAUUGAAAUGAAGUUGCUUCAAGAGUCGAUUGGUGAAAUGAGAGAACUGGAAAGACUCGGACUGGCUCUCGACAAGAAAGUGGUUUGGGUCAAAGGUCAAUCUGCUGACGCUGCGAUUGGGGAAGAAUCUCCCCUCACUCCACAAAAGAAAAUCAGUGUUUUCACAACUGGAAAAGCGAAAAACUUUCUCGACGAUAUUUUCCGAUUUCUGCUGAGAGCGAGGAGAAUCCUGUCAGCCUCGUAUUGCAUUGGAUACUUUAUCCCUGAUACAGAUGAGGAGGCCCUGGGGGCACAUGAAGUAUUGCAGGCAAACUAGAGGAAGCAGUGGAGGUAGUCUCGGAUAUGGUCAAUAGACAAUACCUACAAACACCACGCUCUAAAAUGAACGAAGCCGCUGAAAACGUCGACUAUCUUUGCAGCAAAUAUCUCACCGAAAUGUCCGUGGUUGCGACAAUCGCCGAUCUGGCAGUAAAAGAAGCGGAAAAGCCUCCACCUCUGCAUGCCGCCCUGCCCACUCCAUGGGAGGACAGCCCGCCCCCUCGUAUGGGGGUGAUUCCCCUCGGCUUCGGACCAGACGUUCCUGACCAACCGGACAAAGAAACAAAGCUCUUGUUUGGCUACUUACGUGAAUCUAAGUCUGAAACCACUCCUAACAAAAAGAUAAGCAUCGCAACCUCAACCAAUUCUCCUGUAUUAAUACGCAAGCAAAGAACUCGAUCUAAAAAUACCACAAAAGUGUUUCCUAAAGAAAGCAGAUCACCACUACACCAAGCCACAGCUGCUCAGCGUACGACAAUGAGUCAUCCAAGAAGCAAGCUAUUAUCAAUAAAAUCAGAAUUACAACAGCUAAUAAAAAAUGCGGAUUAUUCCAAAAUGGCCGAUUUCCUUGGCGAUAUUUUACUGAACAUUCAUGACAUCGGAGGUCAGCCAGGCUUCUUGGAAAUGCUACCAGCCCUGAGCACUGAUCCGGCCAUGUAUCUAGUGUUCUUAGAUCUCAGUAAGGAACUUGACAAGCUGUACAAAAUACCUUUCAGUCGAGAUGGCAUGGAAAUUAAUCCCUUCAAUUCUGUUCACACUACAGAAGCCACAAUCUCUCAAAUCCUCACCUCUAUUGCCAGUGUCCAUUGCAUCUCAAGAGAUCCCACUCCUCUUAUUAAUGUUGGCAGAGCUAGUGAUGCUCUUAAAGAAAGAAUAACAACUUUUAAACAAGUUAAACCGGUAGCAGCCUUGAUAGGCACACACAAAGACAAGCUGACUGACCCCGAGAGACAAAUCAGCGAGAAAAAUGAGGCACUUAAAAAAAGUUAUCAAAAGUUCCCUGAAAUUAUUAUUUCUCCAGGAUCAGAAGAGCAGAAUAUUAAGCACAGCGAACCUCUAGACGGAUCCCGUACACAAUCAGAUUCAAAAUCUUGUUUCUUCUCAGUUGAUAACCUCAAUGGAACUGAAGUGUCUGACAUCGGACCCGUUCGUAAUUUCUUAAGUCGAAUAAUUUUGUCUCGUUUCAAAAAUGCUUCUCUUCCAAUUCGACCGAAAUGGCUUAUUUUUGGAUUGCUUCUUCGAAAACAAUUUCAAAUAGCUACAAUUGAAGAUUGCUUUGAAUUAGGAGAAAUGCUAGAAAUGCAGAAAGAAGAAGUAAAAGUGUGUCUCUGGUAUCUUCACAACUGUGUUGGUACGAUCCUCCAUUACACCAACGUACCUGGUGAUGACGGUUGGCUCAAAGGUCAUGUGAUAUGCACCCUUCAAGCUAUCUUUGAUAGCAUCAGCCAGUUUAUUCUCCUUUCUAUGCGAAUGCUUCACUCAGGAGGUCCAGUUACCGACUACGAGCAAGCCGAGUUGGUUAAGAAAGGACAGUUUUCGAUCAAAUCCAUUGAAAUGUGUUGCAGAAACGUGGAAAUGUCUGAACUUAUUCCCGCAAAGAAUCUCAUUAAGUUAUUGGAGCACGUCAAACUUCUGUCCCCGAUAUCUCAUAAGGAUGAAUCAUCAGCGGAAGGUGUUCGCAUUACCUACUUAAUGCCGGCUGUUUUGGAAUGUGCUUCACAAGAGGAGCUGGCGAACCCACCUCCACCAGACACCAACAACCCAGAACCACUCCACAUCACAUUUAGCUUUGGUUACGUACCAACAGGAGUCUUCUGUGGGCUCAUCACUCGACUAGUUUCCCAAGGCCCCCAUAAAAUCCUCGGAUUUAAGUGGAAGUUGGUGGAAGACAGUGUCAAGAGAAACUGCGUCCCUUUCUAUGUAGAUGGUGUUCACAAGGUGACUCUGCUCUCGCACGAAAAAAGCUACGAAAUUCGAGUUUCCCGUGAGGAUCCAGAAUCUUCUCUGCACGACCUUUGCGCUCAUGCACUCUCUGUCGUUUUGUAUUUCCUCAAAACUUUGUAUGAGAAUUUGAUUCCAUUAAUCGCAUUCCAGUGUCCCUGUUCCAAUCACAAAACCAAACGAGACGUCAUUAAUUUAUGUACUAUUUCCGAUGGUUCAAAAGUUCGAUUUCUUUGUAACGAUUCUAUGAAGCUCGUUAAAUUAAAACCGGAACAACGGAUCUGGCUUGGAAAGACCAAGAAGGUUGGUGAGGAAGCUGAACUAGAGGUGCUAAAGUUUGCUGAGGAUGGUUUUUUCUUCCACUGGACCAAAGAGGGCUACAGACGUCAGAUCAAGACAACUGAUGAUCGGCCCAACACUCUGAGUUUCCUGGGUGUGAGAGAGGAGGACUUUGGUCACUACCAGUGUGAGGUGAAGGAUGCAGCUGCUGGGAAAGUGCUCCUCACUCUCUACACAGCUCUGUACAAAGAAGACACAAAAGAAUUUUCUACUAAAAGGAAUGAAGAGCCAAAAAACAAUAGCACUAAAUCUAUUGUAAAGACACCAUCAUCAGAUGAGGGGUCCCUGUCAUCAGAAAGGCUCCAAUACUCAGCAGAUCCAGUCCAGAGAGUAGGAACUACAUCAGCUGGUGAAGACAGUCAAGUCCGUACUAGAAGAGGAUCACCCGCUAAUCGAGUCACUCUCCAAGGACUAAUAAAUCAUUACAAUCUGAUUGACGAGCAACUCAACAGUGAAAUCAAGAAAGCUGAUACUCCCUUUAUAGCCGAAUAUUUCGAUAAUGCGGAACUUUAUUCGAGUGCAAUGGGACUAACUACUGCUGAAGAAGCUGACGUGAAAGAAUCACGUGGAAAUCAAGUAGCCAUGAUGAAAUGCCUGCAAAUCUGGAAAGAACGUUAUCCUUCACAAGCAACUUACAGAGCUCUACUGGAUAUCGUACUGAGAUUAGGGAAAGGAGAAACAGCUGAUAAAAUAUGUCGGCAAUUGACCCAACAUCGUACACUGGACUGAUGAAGUGAUUACACAUGCAGUGUGUCGGAUUGUACAAACACUCAUUAGAACAGAUAGUGACAUGUACCUAUAUAAUUGUGUGCCACUUCAUUUAUAGUUAAAAUAGCUAUCCAUUUUUAGUACUGGAUAACCGCUGAUUUCCACUAGUCAUUAGAGACGUUGAUAUUGCGUGAUGUUUCGUUUUAGGUUACUUAAUACAUUUUUGUUACCUUAAUUUUACUAUUAUAGACGGGUACUUAUUUUAGCCUUUUCAGAUUUUUCUCUGUUUUUAGGGUACUAAUUUUGGCUGAUUUGUAGCAAAUUCAUUACCACUCAAAGAUGUACAAGUAUAUGAGUUUUAAGGU
Messenger RNA from Halichondria panicea, 4192 nucleotides. RefSeq lists its product as uncharacterized. The record is from RefSeq and is a predicted model, not a curated record. Bases 864 to 3848 code for a protein of 994 amino acids. Lineage: Eukaryota; Metazoa; Porifera; Demospongiae; Suberitida; Halichondriidae. The transcript is spliced from 10 exons.